CACGACACCCGUUCUCUCCCCUGGGACUCGCCCUCUCUGAAGGACGAGGCUCCGCAUUGGUUGAGGUGCCUGCGACCAACCAGAGCGAGUUUUGUUCCGACGUCCGAGAUCCUUGCGGCGGGAGCGUGAGCGGCCGAGAUACAUAAUAUGGGCCUCCUCUCAGCUCUGACUCGAGGCUUAGUCCGAGGGGCAGACAGAAUGAGCAAAUGGACAAGCAAGCGUGGCCCCCGCACCUUCUACAAAGGUCGAGGAGCCAAGUUUACGGGCUUCUCCUCCAGUGGGAGGUUUGUAAAGGUGAAAGAAAUGGUGCCGGAGUUUGUGGUUCCAGAUUUGACAGGCUUCAAACUCAAGCCGUAUGUGUCCUAUCGAGCUCCAGCUGGCACAGAUGAGCCUCUGACAGCCAAGCAGCUCUUUAUGGAAGCUGUAGCACCUUCGAUUGAAAAGGACUUUAAAGAAGGAACUUUUGACCCUAAAAACUUGGAAAAGUAUGGCUUUGAGCCCACCCAAGAAGGCAAGCUCUUCCAGCUGUAUCCUAAAAACUAUGUGCAAUAAGAAUAAAGAACCGUCAGCAAGUAA
Messenger RNA from Dromiciops gliroides (monito del monte), 576 nucleotides. It is a transcript of the gene MRPL41, whose product is annotated as mitochondrial ribosomal protein L41. Gene Ontology annotation, cellular component: mitochondrial large ribosomal subunit. Gene Ontology annotation, molecular function: structural constituent of ribosome. NCBI's taxonomy places the organism in Eukaryota, Metazoa, Chordata, Mammalia, Microbiotheria, Microbiotheriidae. The coding region runs from base 148 to 552 and encodes 134 amino acids. The transcript is spliced from 2 exons. The record is from RefSeq and is a predicted model, not a curated record. Gene Ontology annotation, biological process: translation.